GGCGUCCUCCAUGGGGAAGGAGCUGAACUUCAACAUCGGCGUGUUAGGUCACGUUGACAGCGGUAAAACCUCACUUGCCAAAGCGUUAAGUACCACAGCAUCAACUGCAGCAUUUGAUAAAAACCCACAGAGUAAAGAGAGAGGAAUUACUCUAGAUUUAGGGUUUUCAUCGUUCUCUGUGGAUCUUCCGGAUCACCUAGCGGGAGGGAAGUAUGACAGGUUACUGAUGACCUUGGUUGACUGCCCUGGCCAUGCUUCACUCAUUAAAACCAUCAUUGGAGGCGCGCAGAUUAUCGACCUAAUGAUGUUGGUGAUUGAUGUUACCAAAGGAAUGCAGACCCAAUCUGCAGAGUGUCUGGUAAUCGGAGAAAUAACAUGCUCUAAAAUGGUUGUAGUCUUAAACAAGACAGAUCUUCUGCCAGUGGAAAAGAAAAAGCAAGUCGUUGAAAAGAUGACCAAGAGGAUGCUGAAGACACUGGAGAACACCAAGUUUGCGAACAGUCCCGUCGUUGCCGUAGCGGCUAAGCCCGGCGGACCAGAAAACGCUGACUGCCAAGCUGAUGGCGUUGAUGCAUUGAUUGAGGAACUGAAACGGCAGUCAUAUCUACCUAGUCGCGAUUCGUCUGGACCAAUGCUGUACGCCGUCGAUCACUGCUUCUCCAUCAGAGGCCAGGGAACGGUGAUGACUGGUACCCUGUUGAGAGGUCAAAUCGCAGUCAAUGAUACUGUUGAGAUACCCGCGUUGAAGAUCACUCGUAAAGUGAAAUCUAUGCAGAUGUUUAGACAGCCAGUGCAAUCUGUUUCUCAAGGGGACCGCGUCGGAGUGUGCGUCACCCAGUUUGAUCCCAAGCAGCUGGAGAGGGGGCUUGUCUGCACGCCCUCGACCCUACCGACUAUUCUAGCUGGUAUUAUAUCGGUCCAGAAGAUAACAUACUUCAAAGGAACAUGUUCCACAAAAGCAAAAUUCCACGUUACCAUGGGCCAUGAUACGAUAAUGGCGAGGGUUUUCUUCUUCGGCCUUCCUGCAAAUCACCAAGUCACGCUGCCUUCUGCUUCUAGUGAAGAUUUCAAUUUUGACCAGGAGUAUAUCUAUCAGGAAGAGUUACUCAGCCCACCGCCGAAAUCAUCCAAUCAGAAGUCAGAAGACAAAGAAAAAUUGCACAGUACAGGAUCGUACUCCAAUCAACAGUGGGCUUUGAUAGAGUUUGAGAAGCCUGUUACUUGCCCUGCAAGCUGCCUUGUGAUUGGUUCAAAGUUGGACACAGAUAUUCAUUCCAACAGUUGCAGACUUGCCUUUCAUGGUCAACUGUUACAUCACAUCACAGACAAGGCUUACCCAGAAACAGUUCUUCCUCGGUUGAAAAUCUUCAAGAACAAAUCAAGGGAAGGAUUUGUUGAUAGGAUGACCGAUGAUUACACAGUUAUUGGGCGUUCCUUGUUCAAGAAAGAGACAAACCUUCAAGCCUUUGUUGGGCUCAAGGUUGAGCUGGCCACUGGGGAGGAGGGAGUCAUCGAAGGCGGCUUCGGACAGAGCGGGAAGUACAAGAUCAGAAUUUCAGCUGGUUUGAAACCUGAGACCAUACAACAACUCUCAGCAUCAAGUAAAAAGAAAGGAAAAAAGACUAAUAAAACAGGUGACUCGGAGGAAGGACCAACACCUACAAGUGAAGGAGACGGAGCCUCGUUAAAACAUCAACCAAUCAAAAUCAGCCUGCGAUUCAAACGCUACGUUUAUGAUACAAAGAAACAGAUGAUCCAAGCGUGACAUCAGAUACUGGUAGCUCUCAACCUUAUCGUUUCUCCCAUGUCAGUAAGCACCUAGACUUGUGGACAAGUCGUGAUAUGUCGCGGUGAUAGCGUUCCGAUCUUCUCUGUGAUUGGUUAUUUCAAUUACAGAUUUUUCUUCCUCCGUGGACAUAACCGCUCCGGUUUUUCAGCAGAAUCUCAAAAACGCUUCCACCGUUUCAAACGAAAUUAUCAGGAGUUAGUUUGACAAUGUUUGAUUGUCGAA
This is a messenger RNA of Asterias rubens (European starfish), 2011 nucleotides long. Its product is annotated as selenocysteine-specific elongation factor-like. Gene Ontology annotation, molecular function: translation elongation factor activity; GTP binding; GTPase activity. Gene Ontology annotation, biological process: selenocysteine incorporation. Bases 11 to 1765 code for a protein of 584 amino acids. NCBI's taxonomy places the organism in Eukaryota, Metazoa, Echinodermata, Asteroidea, Forcipulatida, Asteriidae. The transcript is spliced from 16 exons. The record is from RefSeq and is a predicted model, not a curated record.